Molecule: messenger RNA, 1266 nt
Organism: Thelazia callipaeda (thelaziosis nematode)
Lineage: Eukaryota; Metazoa; Nematoda; Chromadorea; Rhabditida; Thelaziidae
Source: the annotation of a GenBank genome assembly
AUGGUGCUAGUCUUUUCCCAAGGAUUUCUUUAUUAUGCGAUUCUUCCAUCGACUUUGAUUAUAUUUUCACUGAUCGUUUGCGGUAGUUCCAGACCUAAACGAGAAUCUGAAAAAAAGUCAAAGGAUGGUAAAAAGCGGAAAAAGAUUAGUAGUGCUGCACGGAAAAAGAGGAAGUCUCGCUCGAAAAAGUCAAAGUCCACACGUAGCGGCAAAAAGAAGUCCAGGAAGAGUGAUAGUAAAUCAAAGUCACGAAUAGAGCACGAAAAAGGGAGCCGGUCUGCUCGGGCAUCAAAACGUAUGAAAUCUUCAAGCUCAACAAAGUCGAUUGAAAAUUUGUCAUCAAAACCGAGACGUAGUAGUCGGCUAGAAAGAUUUCCGUGUAGUGGACGACGUGUACCCUCUGUCGGAACUGUGAACAGUGCGAAAAGUGGUGAAGCGUCAAUCACUUACAGCAAUCGUGACGUUGCUCGCAGUAUAAAUGAAACUCCGAAAAAUGGAAUCAAAUUGGAACCUCAGUCAUUGCAUUGGAAUGUUUCGGGUGGUUUGCAGAAAGUAUAUCUGAAAAAUCUUGAUAACGACCGAAAGGCAAUUAAGGUGAAAUGUUCCGACAACCAGUUAUAUCGAGUAAGUCCAGUCUAUACGUUCAUUGCGCCAAAUCAAACGUUGGGUUUUGACGUGGUACGUCAGAACGGAGGCCCUAAAAUUGAUAAAAUGGUUUUCCUCUGGACUAUGGCUGAUGAAAGUGAUCGAAACGUCUCGGCGCUAUUUAAUGACGUCUCGUCCUAUCCAAUGCUUGUGCUUCCCUUAAUAGUUAAUAGCUCCCCGAAAAGGAAAUGGAAGAAAACCAAUUUGGAACAUUCUCUAAAAAUUUUACAUCACUUCAAAAGUUUGCAUUCAAAUUAUUCGUCGAAAUUUGUUGAUUCAGAAGAGCCGUAUGAUCUAAAAAUGGAACCCACGGAGCUUCGUUGGAAUGCAUCUGGCGGUACUCAAAAAGUAUUUAUCACCAAUCCCACAAACUAUCGUCGAGCAGUUAAAGUAAAGUGUUCGGAUAAUAAUUUGUAUCGCGUGAAUCCCGUGUUUUCCUUUGUUGAUCCGGGUCAAAUACUCACUAUCGACAUUUCACGCCAAAAUGGCGGAGCGAAAGUUGAUAAAAUGGUUUUCGUUGCUGCUCUGGCAGGAAAGAAUGAUAAAGAUCCACGAGAAAGUUUUCAAAAUAAUUCAGUAAAGCCAAUGAUGGUAUUGCCACUCAUCGCAACCAAUGCAUGA